UGUUCUACGCACACGCCCCUUUCGCUAUUUAUGCACGACUCGCGCGGAUGCUCAUAAACAGGAGCCAUUUUGAUAUCUUUCUCAGACCGCGCCAAACCACACAGAGAUAAUCCAAGAUGUCUGACGAAGGGAAGCUUUUUGUUGGUGGAUUGUGUUUUGACACAGAUGAAACCUCAUUAGAAGAGGCUUUCUCUAAGUAUGGAAACAUUGCUAAAGUUGAUGUUGUUCGCGACAGAGAAACAAGGCGGUCCAGGGGUUUUGGCUUUGUGACUUUCGAAAACCCAGAAGACGCCAAAGAUGCAAUGGCUGCUAUGAAUGGCAAAUCUGUAGAUGGCAGGAUGAUCCGUGUGGAUGAAGCUGGCAAGUCAGGGGGAAGAUCUGGUGGCGGUGGCUUCAGGGGAGGUUCAGGGGGCUUCAGAGGAGGCUUCAGAGGAGGAAGAGGAAGAGGUGGGCGUGGUUAUUCGGGAGGUGGCGGCGGUUAUGGCGGUGACAGGAGCUAUGGAGGGGGUGACAGAAGCUAUGGUGGAGGAGAGAGGAGCUAUGGGGGAAGUGACAGGAGCUAUGGUGGCGGAGGAGACAGAAGUUACGGUGGUGGCUACAGGAGUGGUGGGGGUGGAGGUGGAUACUCCUCUGGAGGAAGCAGCGGUGGUUACAGGGAAGCCAGGAGUGGUGGAGAAGGUGGUUAUGGUGGCCGCUCUGGAGGAUCAUACAGAGACAGCUAUGACAGCUAUGCUACACACGAGUAAAAACAAAAACAAACUUCCUGAUUGCAAGAUCGUCCCUUCGCUGGCUGUUUUUUAAAAGAUGCGCUCUUCGAAGACCUUUUUUUCUUUUCUGUUUGUGGUAUCUGGUUCUAGUGUUUUCUUUCAGACUUGGCAGCAUCUUUAGACCUUUUUUAUCGUGUUGAAAGUUUUCAGGAUCUGUCCUCCUGACAGUAACUUAUAUCCUGUAGCAUUUAAUUACUGUAAGCCUUGAUGCUCAUUAUUGGUCUUAGUACCUUAAGUUCAAUAUGCCCUCCUGGUGUUGCAGGACAAAUGGACACUGGGGAAUAAAAUUUGAUAUUUUUUUUUUAAAAAGUGACUUUAUUUGCAAUGAAAUCUGUUUCCACUGAAUCGUAACCUGUUCGACACAGCCUGAUAGCUUCUAAGACCAAUUUAGUGUUUACCAUGUUUCUGCUCAAUCGGAACGCAAAAUAUUAGCAAUGUUUCCAUUUAAACUUUUUAAACUGGAAUUCUGGUCUUUAAAAAAACCACAAUCUAUUAAAUUUACACUAGAAGCUUGACAAGCUGUGAUGUGCUCUAAGUACUUUGCUCCUUCAGUUCUGUAAUGCAUUCCUUUAGUGUAGCAAGGCAGGAAUGCUACGUGGGAGCCCCAGUUUCCAGCAGACCACCUUGAUAUUGCUAAAGACUUGUAUGCUCCAUACACCGAGUGAAUUGCUUUGACUGGUAAACUAACUUCAGGUCAUUGAGCUGUAUAGCAGGUGUUAUUUGUAGCCUUUAGCAGUUGGCCUAAGGUAUUUUGCUCUUUGCAAUCAACAUGUGCAUACUAUGCUCUGAUGGACUGAACAUUCAAGAUCACUCACAAUGUUUCUUCAAGGAUAUGUGCUCUCUGUUCUGUGUACCAACACCUACGAUUUUUGUAUAUUCUGGCUUCAUGAAGCCUAUUAAACAACCCGUUGAAAAUGU
This is a messenger RNA of Esox lucius (northern pike), 1685 nucleotides long. Its product is annotated as cold-inducible RNA-binding protein B. The record is from RefSeq and is a predicted model, not a curated record. Lineage: Eukaryota; Metazoa; Chordata; Actinopteri; Esociformes; Esocidae. Gene Ontology annotation, biological process: positive regulation of mRNA splicing, via spliceosome. The transcript is spliced from 7 exons. Gene Ontology annotation, cellular component: spliceosomal complex. Gene Ontology annotation, molecular function: RNA binding. The coding region runs from base 117 to 746 and encodes 209 amino acids.